Ostrea edulis (European flat oyster) is the source of this 1974-nucleotide messenger RNA. RefSeq lists its product as uncharacterized. Gene Ontology annotation, molecular function: zinc ion binding. The record is from RefSeq and is a predicted model, not a curated record. The transcript is spliced from 2 exons. The coding region runs from base 351 to 1484 and encodes 377 amino acids. Lineage: Eukaryota; Metazoa; Mollusca; Bivalvia; Ostreida; Ostreidae.
AAUACACCCCGUUAGAAGAUCAUGCAUCCACAUUGAUUUAUAACCACUUUCAUUUCGACAGCAGGUGGUGUGUUUUACUUCAUAAACAGAACAAUGAAGGAUGACAGCCUAGAACAAAUGGACAAUGGAUGACAAAAGAAUUGGUUAAAACAAUUCCAGAGGAGAUAACUUUUAAUAUGAUAAGGGAUAUCGGAAUUUCUUUACAACACAAAACUGGGCUGACAUACGUCUACCUAUCUUUCCACAGGUAGAAAAGAAAUAAAUGAUGUUUAAAUUCAACGAGGCCAAUCAAAUAGAAACCUAAUCUCACAAGAUAUUGAAAGUGCUUUGUGUAAUCCUCAUCCUUCAUAAUGUCUUCGUAUAUCAUUACACAUAACUGUGAGUCCUGUUGGACGAGACGCGUCAGACAGACAGCCAGUUCUAUGUGCAAUGACUGUCGUAUACCUAUGUGCGAUGCUUGCUCAGAACACCAUAAAGGAAAGUUCAUUCGCCACAAUUUUUCAAGUCUUGUAAAGCAGGAGGAAUCAACAAAAGAGGACGAAAGUGAUUAUUAUUACGAGGAUAGUGACGACGAAAACUCGAAUAAAAGCGAUAAGGACGCCAUAAAGAUGUCCAAACUUCUGCUGAAGGAAAUUUCGGUGAAGCUUCCGGACGAAAAAGACUGCAAAGUUUCCGGCUUGUCUGCUUUCCAGAAUGACGUCAGUACUUUGGUGGCAGAUGUCGAAAACAGAAUGCUGAAACUGUUUGACAAUAAUCUAGAAUUGAAAUGGACAGUUCCCGUGACCCGGGAUUGUGUUGGCGUCACUGUGGUCUCUGAGCAAUCCUUCGCCACCAUUGCUGGGAAAAAGCUUCAAUACUGGGAUGUUGAGACCAACGAAGAUGGCAUAGCUAUUCCUAAGAAGGAGGAAGAAGUGGAAAUUAGCCACACCGGGUUUGCUGUACAUUCUAAUGGCAAAUACAUAGGAGUUCUGAUGAGCUCUGACCAUCAAGUUCAGAUAUUUCACAUCUCGUGUGACGAGAUGCAAUCUAUUGACUUGCAUACAAUAACCAACAGAGCCAUUACUCCAGGCUUUACACUUCUCCUGGACUCAGAUCUAGACCGUUUCUACAUUUCAGACAGGGACUAUGUCAACGGGACCAAACUUCUGAGUGUGUCCUUCACAGGGGAUCUGGUGUGGGAGUGCCCCGUCCCCGCGUCUGUCGGGGGAAUCGCCGAGUGUGACAAUCUUCUGUUUGUGGUCAGUAUAGGUUAUGCUAAGAUUCACAUGAUCACUAAGGACGGCAUGGAGGUGGGAACUCUGGUCUCUGACGAAGGAAAGCUUCCCUUCCAUAUUUGUACCCAACCUCUUGAUAAGACGUUGAUUGUUUCCCAUAACUUCACUGGAAGUGAUAGAAAUAUUAUAAGGGUAUAUACUUUAGAUGAGAUCCUUUAUGAACAGGAAAAAUUCGAGAAGGACGAUGAUGAUGAGCUAGAAUUGCCUUGAUAGUCUGAUAUUGAAAUUACAUAUUCUAAUGCAAAAUUAUGGCACACAUUCAUUAAGAUUACAUAUUUUAUAAAGACCUAUCCCUCGCCUUAUCUCAAGAGGUAUAUGUAUUAUACAUUGUAUAUACUGUACAUGUAAAUGUAUAAAUAACAGAUUACGGUUAUACACGAGAGCAUUCAUACUUUUGAGAUCAAGAGGGGGGAUUUUGAUCCGAUAUCUUGCUCUGAAUGAUUACCUGCUAGCUUGAAUAACUAUUUGUCCAUGAAAUGAAACUGGUAUUUAAACUUCGUUUUCUUAAGGGGAAUAGAAAAUUAAUUUGGACGAGGUCCAAUUUUAACAUUAGAUUGAUGUCUGAAUAGAAGUGAUUGAAUAUUUGAAAGGAGGGGAGGGACCCCCCCCCCCCCCAAACACACACACCUGAGAGGUGUGUUUUUAAAAUGUUGUUAGAAAUCUAGAAAUAAAUCUGAGAAAUAAACUGUUAUUUUUAUUA